Molecule: messenger RNA, 960 nt
Organism: Hemisphaericaspora subhashii
Lineage: Eukaryota; Fungi; Ascomycota; Pichiomycetes; Serinales; Debaryomycetaceae
Gene: TRR1
Product: thioredoxin-disulfide reductase
Exons: 1
Coding region: 1-960 (319 amino acids)
Biological process (GO): removal of superoxide radicals
Cellular component (GO): cytoplasm
Molecular function (GO): thioredoxin-disulfide reductase (NADPH) activity
Source: RefSeq, a predicted model, not a curated record
AUGGUUCAUCACAAAGUUACUAUUAUUGGAUCUGGUCCAGCUGCUCAUACUGCUGCUAUCUAUUUAGCUAGAGCUGAAAUUAAACCUACUUUAUAUGAAGGUAUGUUAGCCAACGGUAUCGCUGCUGGUGGUCAAUUAACUACAACCACCGAUAUCGAAAACUUCCCAGGUUUCCCAGAAGGUAUCAAUGGUACCACCUUAAUGGAAAGAAUGAGAGAACAAUCUAUUAGAUUCGGUACUGAUAUUAUUACUGAAACUAUUUCAAAAGUUGAUUUAUCAACUAGACCAUUCAAAUUAUGGACUGAAUGGAAUGAAGAUGGUGAACCAAUCACCACUGAUGCUAUUAUUAUUGCCACUGGUGCCUCUGCCAAGAGAAUGCACUUACCAGGUGAAGAAACUUAUUGGCAACAAGGUAUUUCUGCUUGUGCUGUCUGUGAUGGUGCUGUCCCAAUCUUUAGAAAUAAGCCGUUGGCUGUUAUUGGUGGUGGUGAUUCCGCUUGUGAAGAAGCUUUGUUUUUGACUAAGUACGGUUCUAAAGUUUAUCAAUUAGUUAGAAGAGAUCAAUUAAGAGCUUCUAAUAUUAUGCAAAAGAGAGUUGCCAAUAAUGAGAAAUUAGAAGUUUUAUGGAACACUAAUGCCAUUGAAGCUAAAGGUGAUGGAAAAUUAUUAAAGUCAUUAACUAUUGUUAACAACAAGACUAAUGAACAAAGUGAAUUAGAAGUUAAUGGUUUAUUCUAUGCUAUUGGUCACACCCCAGCUACCAAGAUUUUCGAAAAGCAACUUGAUAUGGAUGAAGCUGGAUAUAUCAUUACUAAACCAGGUACUGCUGCUACUUCUAUUGAAGGUGUUUUUGCUGCUGGUGAUGUUCAAGAUAAAAUUUAUAGACAAGCUAUUACUUCCGCAGGUACUGGUUGUAUGGCUGCUUUAGAGUGUGAAAAGUUUAUUUCUGAACAAGAAUAA